CAUUAGUCCAGAGUAUCGAGCACGUUCGAGCACAUUUGCAACUCCUCUCGAUGGCACAGGUCGUGGGGCCGACAAGAUGUUGGCCAGGCCAAGGCGACAGGGGGCUACACGAAAGACAGCGUCCCACAUGUCCAGAGGUGUAUUGUAGACUCACUAUACUUGACCUCGCUUCAACGGUCGCGAUUUCAUCCUGAAGUUCAUUGUCGUCUGGAGCAUUCGUUUGAGAAAUUGGUAUACUUCUUCCUUCAACCGCAACCAUGUUGGACCCAAGGCAUAUUCAGAAUAUGAGCGACGCCAAAACCCUCCAGCACCAUUGGGGUUACGCGGACAGAGCCGUGCCUUGUACCAAUGAUGCAGGUUCGUGCAGCUAUCUAGACAGUGUGUAUCACUCCCACGACCUGGGUAUGCUGUAUUGUGGUAUUCUUUGGGCAACCAUUCUGGGAAUCUUCUUUAUCUGGGCCGUGGCGCGGCGCCUCUCAUCAGCGUCGCAGAAGUCACCAAACACGGUACGCCGCGUUCAGAGGACAGUUGCCUCGUUCAGUCGCCAUUAUCUACUUCCGGACUGCCUCAGGACUUUGUUUGGACGGGUCACUCGGCUCCAGGUUCUGGUCUUGUUUAUCUUGACAGUAUAUCUGACGAUAUGGACAUUCGUCGGUAUCACCUACAAAACAUGGGUUACCCCGGUGAAGAACAUGCCUGGAGUCUACAAUACACGCACUGGCGUAGGUCCGUGGGCGGAUCGAGUUGGCGUGCUCGCCUAUGCCUUGAUGCCAUUUUCAAUACUGUUAUCUUCUCGGGAAUCCCUCCUUUCUCUAACGACGGGCAUUCCAUACCAACAUUUCAACUUCUUGCACCGAUGGCUCGGUUAUAUCAUAUAUGUUCAGUCUGCACUACACACCAUUGGAUGGUGUGUCGUCGAAAUGAGACUAUACCAACCGCAACCGGAGACCGGUCUCGAAUGGAUACAGCAACGAUACAUGAUUUGGGGGGUGGUGGCGAUGUUCUUGUUGACCAUCAUCCUCAUCUCGAGCACGCCAUGGGCCAUUCGACAGACUGGCUAUGAGUUCUUUCGCAAGUCACAUUACGUCGUCGCAAUGCUUUUUGUCGGAGCUUGCUGGGGACACUGGUCAAAGCUCAAUUGUUACCUCAUAUCCUCACUCAUUGUAUGGCUUGUUGACCGCGGCAUACGACUGGCUAGGACGGGCUUGUUGCAUUAUAACUACGUCGAGGGUGGCAGAAUGCGAUUUAGAAGUGUCACAGCUCACAUAUCUCGAUUUUCUGACGACAUCAAUGGUGAUGUGUUGCGUCUCGACUUCGUACAUCCUCAGAGUGCCUGGGCUGUCGGCGCACACUUCUAUCUUUGCUUCCCUGAAGUGAGUAUAUGGCAGGCGCACCCAUUCACGUCCAUCGGCGAAGCUAGUGGCAAGUCCGGGUGUCAGUCCCACACGUAUAUCAUCAGGGCUAAGAAAGGCGCAACCAAAACUCUAGCAACCCUAUCUGCAAACCAGGAAGCAUCCACCAGCGAGGGACAGAAGGACGCCAAUAUGGUGGCCUCGACCACGCCAGUAAUAUUGACCGGUCCCUAUGGAGACUCAAUCACCCGCCACUUGUUGCCGGACACAAACGUUCUUUGCGUCGCAGGCGGCACUGGUGUGACUUUUGUCCUACCGGUACUAUUCGAUGUCAUCCAACAGCCUCCCCAGCCCGAUCGGAAAAUCGAGUUGAUCUGGGCGAUCCGAAGGAAGGACGAUUUGGCAUGGAUCAACGCAGAGUUGAGAGCGUUGCAAGAACGUGGGCGGAGUCACCAUCUGAAAAUUCGCAUCCAUGUCACCAGAGAGACUGGUCAGUCCGAAACCGACACUGAAAUCCUCGACGCGUAUGCAAACGCUCCGCGCACGAAAGGCGCAACAGACAUCACCUCAGCUAGGAUCUCGUCAGAAAAGGCCGGCGCAGUAGACCUUACAGUCCAGCACCCCUCCGAUGUAGAAAGUGCACAAUCGAGGCAUCCCGAUCUCGAUUCCCUCGUCCGCGACUUUGUAGAGACGACAGUGUGCGGAACGACGUCGGUAUUUGCGAGCGGACCUGGCGGCAUGGUGUCGGAACUGCGAAGGAUUGUCGCUGGUUGCAACUCGGGCAAGAAGGUCUGGGAGAGAAAUGAGCGAUACGAUGUGAGACUUGUUUGUGAUGAUCGGCUAGAAUGGUAAUAAGUUGGUCUGGGAUGGUCGCGACAUUUCACUUCAUUGCAGAUGGUUCAAUUAGAGACAGUCUCAAUCGUCAUCCAGAUUAGUCCCUGUGAUCCAAUUUGGUCUGUGACGUGAUGUUGUAACUAAUCCAUCGUGAGCCAAUGAGGAGUAAAUAUGUACGAUAAAUAUUCGCCUCUUCUCUUAUCUCAAUUAGGCAUCCUCGUUUUCUUCUCA
Exophiala oligosperma is the source of this 2417-nucleotide messenger RNA. RefSeq lists its product as uncharacterized. Bases 258 to 2204 code for a protein of 648 amino acids. Gene Ontology annotation, biological process: iron ion transport; copper ion import; intracellular iron ion homeostasis. Lineage: Eukaryota; Fungi; Ascomycota; Eurotiomycetes; Chaetothyriales; Herpotrichiellaceae. Gene Ontology annotation, cellular component: plasma membrane. The record is from RefSeq and is a predicted model, not a curated record. The transcript has a single exon. Gene Ontology annotation, molecular function: ferric-chelate reductase activity.